Anthonomus grandis grandis is the source of this 2436-nucleotide messenger RNA. RefSeq names its product mRNA (2'-O-methyladenosine-N(6)-)-methyltransferase (gene Pcif1). NCBI's taxonomy places the organism in Eukaryota, Metazoa, Arthropoda, Insecta, Coleoptera, Curculionidae. The transcript is spliced from 11 exons. Bases 266 to 2293 code for a protein of 675 amino acids. The record is from RefSeq and is a predicted model, not a curated record. Gene Ontology annotation, molecular function: mRNA (2'-O-methyladenosine-N6-)-methyltransferase activity; RNA polymerase II C-terminal domain binding. Gene Ontology annotation, cellular component: nucleus.
GAAAAUUCCCUUCUCGUUUGUUUUCAGAUGUUUCAUUUUUCUCAGUCAGCAAAUGGCGUCGAAAGUGGAGGUUUACGAAUUUUUUUCCCGAAAUCCGUGACUUAAACGAAACGCGUAUUUUUUAAGCUCAAAUUUCCCCAUCAAACCAGCGUUUUUCGAUGUUUCCGUCUAUACCGCGCAAUUGUUCGCGCUCGCCUCCAAACAGUCCCGUGAAAUUUAUGCUAAAUCAUCCAACAAUAAGUGAGUAAUCCCCAAAAGGAGAACGAUGAACGAAGAAACCGAAGCGAAACCGGCCGAGGAGCGCCCCGCUUGGCCCCCGGCGGAAGGAACCAGCGUUCAAGUCACAUCCCCGCACCCCCAUAUGCCCAUGCCUAUGCCCACUACUCCACAGGGUGCUCCAGUUAAUUCAGGUUUCGAAUAUGAGUUGCCAUUCGAAUUGGCCCAGCAAGGCUGGAAGAAGUUCUGGUCUAAAAGGGAGAACAGACCCUAUUUUUGGAAUAAAAUGACUGGGGAAAGCUUGUGGGAGAUGCCUCCAAUUGUUAAGCCACAGUUUGACCCGAUUACUGACCCAUUGGGCAUAUCUGGACCACCUCCGCCACCAGCUCAACCUAUACAGGCACCAGUACCUUUAGGUAAAAGGAGAGCUUCUGAAGAUAUCCAGGGACCCCUUGCCAAAAAAUUCAUUUUGGCUGGACCUUGGGACUUGGAAAUACCUACAAAUGUGAUCAUUUUUGAAAGACCACUUUGUAUGUACAUGCACUCACAUCCAGAUGUUGAAGGAUAUAGGUGUGCUUGGCUCUCUAAACUGAGGCAGUGCUACCAGGAAUUGUGUCAUUCUAGAGAGGGAAUUGAUGCUCCCAAAGAUUCUUUUAAUAGAUGGUUAAUGGAAAGAAAGGUCAUUGAUACAGGAUAUGAUCCCUUUUUACCAAGCAGCUGUUAUCCAGAAAUAUCCCUGUCCAUGUACAGGGAAAUCAUGAAUGACAUUCCUAUAAAGCUGGUGAGGCCCAAGUUUACCGGGGACGCCAGAAAACAGCUUUCUAGAUGGGCGGAAGCCGCCAAGUCCAUAAUGGAAUCCAGAAAUGCCGAGUCUGAGAGCAGAAAGGUGGUUAAGUGGAAUGUAGACGAAACAUUUCAGUGGUUAAGGAAAACUGUUGGGGCCACUUAUGAUGAUUUUCAGGAUCGUCUGGCCCACCUGAAACAGCAAUGCCAGCCCCACUUAACUGAAACAGUCAAACCGUCAGUGGAAGGGAUUUGCCUGAAAAUCUACAAUCUCUCCGUGGAAUAUGCGAGAAAAGUCCGCGAAAAAUCAAACGGGAUUUUAAAGGAACACGGAAUGGAACUGCCGCCGCAUCCUUUUGCCCCACAAGCAAUCAGAAAGGUAUGGUGUUAUCCGGUGCAAUUCGCCAUAGGCUGUCCGAGGUUACCGGUGGUCGAAUAUCUGCCGGACAGGGACCAAGCCAUAUUGCGGUACCAAGGGGACGCGUUAGCUAUUAAUAGCCUGUACCUCCAAAAAUUAGAACAUUUAUACCGACACAACUGUUUCGACGAUCGGAAAUUCGAGCUGUUCAUCCCGAGGGUGUGGGUCCUCCUGAAGAGAUACGCCACCUUUUUAGGUGUAAAUCCGUCAUCGAAUAACGCCAACGUGGACAUCAGGGACACGCAACAAUCUCUACCGGUUACGGUGUUCGAGUGUCUCAAUCGCGCUUUCGGGGUCACCUUCGAGUGUUUCGCUUCUCCGCUGAACUGUUAUUUCCGGCAAUAUUGUUCCGCAUUCGCCGAUUGCGAUUCGUAUUUCGGUAGUAGAGGUCCGUUCCUGCAAUUGAAAGCGGUAUCCGGUUCUUUUGAGGCAAACCCUCCGUAUUGUGAAGAGCUUAUGGAAGCCUCGGUGAAUCAUAUGGAACGGUUGUUGAAUGAAAGUGCGGAGCCGCUUAGUUUUGUCGUUUUGGUACCGGAUUAUCGCGAACCAACUCCGGCGGCCCUGGUACGUUUGGAGUCCAGUCAAUUUAAGCGGAAACAAGUCACGAUACCGGCGUACGAGCAUGAGUUCAGACAUGGGUUUCAGCACGUUUUAAACAGGUCAGAAUUGAACGUGCGUUCGAAUCACGGGACAGUAAUAGUAUGGCUUCAAAAUACCGCGGGGAAUCACAAGUGGGAGCCGACGGAAGAUCGGGUGCAGGCCCUCCUGGAAGCUUUCCGACCUGGCCGGGAGAGGGAGCGAGACAGACAGGAAUUGCUCAGUCCCACACGUUCGGGCACCACUACGGAAAAACCGGAAGCCGUGGCGGUUCAUUAGUGUUAAAUUAUCGGAUUUAAGGCAUAAUUUAGUUGAGUCCCCGUCAGUGAUAAAGAGAUUUCAUAUUGAAAUUACCUAUUUUAGGGUUUACACAUGUUAUAUUAUAAGCAGAGCAUUUAUUUAUAAGUUUUUAUAUUUAUUAA